Messenger RNA from Zootermopsis nevadensis, 7603 nucleotides. RefSeq lists its product as uncharacterized. Gene Ontology annotation, cellular component: nucleus. Lineage: Eukaryota; Metazoa; Arthropoda; Insecta; Blattodea; Termopsidae. The record is from RefSeq and is a predicted model, not a curated record.
ACUCAGUGCAAAAUGGCGUCGUUUAAUGUGAAAGGCGAGACAUUGUUCAAAAUAUUUUUAAAAUAGCUACUGUUUGUGCCAACACUAGUGUGUAAUUUUUCUUACUGUUGCGUCUCAAGACAUUAACUAUUAAACGAUAUACAUCAGUUACAGUAUGUAAGUAAAUAUUCCGUGUCUUAGCGAGAAGUCCAACUGUCUUCAAGACGUAGGCUAUCGAGCUGAAGCCAUAUUUAUGAUGUUAUCUAAGGACCUCGCUUCAUAAGAAACAGAAGUGUUUGUUCUCAAGGUGAAGAUGGACUUGGGUGAAAGUUCGAACCGUCGAUUGAUGUGCCGUCAGUUUAAUGAUGUGGUUCUAGAGGUAUUGGAAGUAAAGGUGUGAGGAAUCUAUAUGAAGAGCUGUGGCAAGAAGGCAUUUUUGUGAAUAAACUAGUGAAUACUGUUACCCUGCCUUGAUCAUAAUGUUGUGAAAAAACUGUGAAAGCUGGGACAGAAAACUCUCAGUGAAAUUCAUUGCACGUAGUUGUCCACUCUUAAAGACUGGCACAGCUAGGUAAUGGAUCCGGUGGGGCCAUGGUCAGCGUACGCCGCUUCUUAUAACCGUCUGGCUGGCGCAACAGGCGGUUUCCAGUCUGGGUCUGCAGGCGGGGCAGGCGAUUUUGUUGCCUCCCACCAUCAUCUAGCAGCAGCCACGGGGAACUCGGGUCUGGGAAGCCACCAGCCAGGCGGUGGUGUGCCAUCCACAACGUCUCAGUUGCUACUUCAAGCAGCGCACACCACUGCCAGCUUGGCUGGCCAGCUUGGGAUGUCAGCCGCUGGACCUGGCACCACCGCUUCACCUUUUAAUCCUGGUGGAUUCCUCUCUCCUCCUCCAGUAGGCUAUGAUGCAGUUUUUUCUCCACUAUUUCACCAUGCCAACCCUAAGCCUGCCCACUAUCCCUCCACGCUGAAUGUAAGUCAGCAUAGACAAGCUCUGGCACAGGCCCAGGCUGCUGCUACAAAGCAGAGCUCAGUGGAAUCAGAACUUUCUAGUUUACGUGAAAACUACAGUACAGCACAUCAUCAAAGUCUUGCUGCAUCAAGUAGCUCCUUCUUUGAACACCAGGCAUCAUCUUCCUCUCCAUCUUCAUCACUAGCAUGGUCACAUCAAGGCAACACUCAGCUACCAAGCCCUUUUGGAAUUUUACCACAUGAGACUGUUGUGACCUCAUCCCCUGGACCAGGAGCAUCCAAGUCUGGUACAUCAGCAUAUGAAAAUACAUUCAAUGCUCACUUUGCAGCUGCUCAGAGUCUGAAUCAUCUGAACUCUCAGCUCACAGCUGCAGCUGAAUAUAACAAAAGCUCUGGCAGCUAUGGUGAUAACCCUAGUAAGAAAGCAAGUCGGGCCCAGUCACCACUUGUUACCCCAGUGAAACCAGUAGCAUCUGCAGCUUCCAGUGUCUCAGCAAGUGGAACUCCAUUUUUUCACCAGGCUUCAGCAAGCACAUCCUUUACUGGUUCUGAAUCACUUGCAUCACGUAGUGAUUGCUCGUCUCUUUCUGCAAAUUUCUCAAGCAGUAAUAAGUCACAGCAGCAACAACAACAGCAAAUUUCUUCUGGUUCAGAAUUUCCUGGUGGAAGUAAAUCUUUUGGCAGUAGCUCUUCAAGCUCUCUUCACCACCAGCAGUCUUGCAUUGUUUCAACUGCAUCUUCUACUUCAGCAUCUUCUAAAGAUUAUCGCAUUCCUCAGCCUCCAUCACGAUCAGCCUCUUCUUCUCUCUUCCUAAAUGCAGCUUCGACAUCGUCCCGGUCAUCAUCCCAAGCUGCUGAAAAACAGACCUCCAGGAACCAGAAUUUUGUCCCUCCAACUAGUAAGGCCUCAGCACAUCAGACUAUUCAAACUAAGGCACAGACUAAGAUAUAUCCUGAGUUGGCAGCUUCAUCGGAGCAUUCUCGUCGGAGUGAGAGUACACUAGAAUCUAGUCAAUCUUCGCCGAUUAGUUUUGCCAUGAUGGACGCAACUGCUCAUCGCCAAGGACUAAAUUAUUCUGGUAACACAACUGCUGGUGGAUCAUGUUCAUCUGGCUCUGGGUCAUCUUCAAAAAUUACCUCUAACUCCCAGCGUAGUAAUACAAGUUCAAAUCUUCAGCAGUCUCAGUUCCAACAUGUAUUGAAUCAGCAGGCUGCUGCAGGCUCUUCUUAUCAUGCUCGCCAUUAUUCUGGUUCAGUUUCAACAGGGGAUUCAUCAGAAUAUCAUCAUGGUGGCCGGUCUAAGGCAUCUGGAUCUACAGACUCUACAUAUCCAGAGAGGUUACUCACUUCUAAUAAUUCUUCUUCCCAGAAUGGACCAGACUGUGGUGUUGUUGUUCCACGAAGACCUAGUCCCUUACAAGCCCAUUCUCAGGCCAGCCCCUUAGGCCAUGUUCCCAGCCCAGCUUAUCCCAUGUACAAUAGUCCCAUGGCAUCUAUGUCAUCACCUUCACCUCUCCAGCAGCAUUCUGAACCUGCUGGAAACCAAUGUUCAAGUGGAGGAGCACCAAGACAUAAUAAUCCUCCAUCACAGCAGCAACAAGUUGCUCCUCCCUCUCCUUUGGAUGUUACAGUUCCAAGACCAUCUUCACAAGGGGGGCAAGUUGCUUACCCAUCAGUUAUUACUCGUGCCCUCUCAGGGGAAGGAGGAAGUAAAUCCUAUGGUGGUGAAGGGAGGUCCUUUGAACGAUCCCAACAACAACAGCAGCAAGAAUUCUCACAAAAACAGCAAGGUUGUUGGGAAACAGGAGACAGCAGACAACAGCCUCACCAUUCCCGACCUACAAAUAAGUUUCAAGCUUCUUCAGGCUAUGGAGCAGGAGGUAUAGAGAUGUCACAGCAGGUACCUGCACAGCAGCAACAACAGGCUCAACAGAGAGCAGCAUUAGGCAUCUCAGAACGACAGCAGGCAUACUUUGAUUCAAGUCCAGGACAUCAGGUGACACUUCAAGAUCUUAGUAGCUGUCGUGGAGACCCAAUGAGUAUUGUGAAGAAUUUGCAAACUCUACAACAGCAGCAAUCAUGUCAGCUUCAGCCAAAUCCAGAACAGCCAAAAUCUGCACCUGAAGAGCGACUACAAAGUACUAAAGGUGGUGGUAGUGGUGGAAGUGGUGGUAGCGGUGGAAAGCGUAGGAAAAGUUCAGAGAAGAGUCAUGCAGGUGCAGCGUCUCUGAAUGAUCUGGCAGGCUCUGCAAUGGCUGAAUAUUUCACAGGCCGUGUUCCCCCACCUGCCCAUCACAAUACCAACCAGCAGCAACAGAAUGGUGGGUAUUUUGAUUUUGAACGCUGGAACCUCCCACCGCCGCCACCCAAGAUGUUUGGUGGUGGUCCGGGUGCUUUCGGUUCUCAGUCACCACUACAUCAUGGCGGAAACUUUGUGGGAAAUCCUGCUCAUCAGCACCAGUCUCUGAUGGUCCCUCACCCCCACCAUCACCCUCCACCUCCUCUUCCUUACUUCCCACCUUUUCAGUUACACCCUGGUCAUCAUCCACAUCAUCCUCCCCAUGAGUUCCAACCCUCUGUUGAAAUUGCACCACUUCCUUUUGAGAACACUUCUUCUGGAAACAAUUCAUUUGCCACAGGGCAGGAAGCUCGUGAUGACCAGCCCAAAGUUAUUGUGCCCAAUAUAGAAGAAGAAUUGGGAUUUCUUGCAGAGUCAGAUGCAGCCCCAGCAGCUACUAGUACAACCACUACUACAAGUACAACAAACUCUGCAGGUUCAACAGUGGCCUCUUCAGUGGAAACAAAGAUGCCAGAAAAAAAGUCUCUGCCAUGUACAAACCCAUCCUCAGGGUUUAUGGCCAGUUACAUGAAGUUCCUUCAGGGUGAGAGAGAUUCAUCACCACCGCCAGCAAAUCGUGGAGGGAGGAAAGCUACUUGGUCUAGGGCCAAAGUUUACCAGCCUGAGCCUACCAAGCCUACAGCAGCAAGCACCACUGCUAUCACUGCCACUACAACAGCAUUGGAUUCAGGGGCCACUGCAACAUCUAAUUGUAAUGCAACAUCAGCAACACUCACAAAUUCCGUGUCUGCUUCAGAAAAAUCAAAGGACGUUGCAACUGCAAAGAAUAAGGAGGUUUCUAACAGGGUAUAUGACCCCGAAGAUGACCCCAGGUACUUUCCAUUACCCAAAUCAGAUGCUAAGAGGAAAAGCUUUGCUGAUUCUGAUGGGGAUUUUGACUCUAGUGAUGGAGAGAAGGAGAAGUUAGUAGAAAAGGAAAAGCCUAAACAGAAAGAAAAAGAGAAAGAAAAGGAGAAAGAGAAGGAAGAACCUAAAUCUACGUCAAAACCAUCCUCAAAGCAGUCUAAAGCCACAGUGAAAACAUCUUCAACAAAGACAGCUGCUCCACUGGCCACAUCUCAAGCGGAGUUUGUUGCUAGCAAAGCAGUUGAAAAGGCCGAGAAGAUAGAGAAAGGGAAGAAAAGUCGAGGACCAAAAUCUGGGGGUGGACAGACUGCUAGCAAGAGGAAACAUGACCAGGAAGAAGCAGUGGAUCCACUGUUUCUUCCGCCUCGGAGGGAAACUUCUCGGCGGAAGGCUAAGGAGAAGACAAGUAUGAAACAGUUCCUUGACCGACAGGAGAAUUUGGAUGAAGAAUUUGAUGCAGAUGAGCCAGAGUUUGUAGACUCAGAUUCAGAUCCAGCAUGGACACCUGCAGCAAAGGAUUCAUCUGAUGAAGAUGGUACUGGUCGUAGACGUGGGAGUCGUCGGACUCGUCCUCUUGUAAGUCGGAAGAAAUCGCGCCUGCUGUCAACAUCAAGCAUUACUGGAGGUGGUCAUGAUGAGGAUGGCUACAGCAGUAAUGAGAGUGUGGAUACACCUGCACAACCGCCUCCAACUAAAAGACAUCAUGCCAACCACCGGAGUGGCAGUGCAGGAAGUGGUAAACCUGGAAAUGUGACUGGUAGUGCCAAGUCUGGAAGUGCUGCUGGAGGUGUCAAAACUGGAAAUAGUGGUUCUUCAAGAUCUGGAAGUAGCACUGGAAAUUCCAAAUCAGGGGGACCUACAGGCACAAAGUCAGGGGGCAAUGGAAGUAAUGGCAAUUCUAAAUCUGUUGGUGGUGGUAGCAGAGGUAGACCACGUAUUACUAGCAUUACUGCGCCAUCUCUUAACUCCACUCCAGUACUACAGCAGUCACCUGUGGCAGAGGAGACAACAUCGUCUGGUAACACUGGAGGAGAAUCGGGUGAUACCAUUCCCUUUAAGGAAUGCUUCAAGAUCCUUGAAGAAGGACACUCACAUGAAAACGGGACAUUUAGACGGGUGAGGGUUGAUGUAAUUGAAGUGUGUGAACAUGAAUAGCAGAACACGGUGUUGUAUUAUCUAUCCAGAAACAACUGUGAACUAUAGUGUAUACUGUAGCUUUACAAUGUGAUACAGAUUUUUGUUAUAACAAACUCCAUAGAGUGGCUGGAUUUUUUCCUAAUGAGAAAAAUACGACAGUCGCAUGAGCUCAUGGUUGUUUUAAGCAUAGCAGGAGAUUAAGUGUUAUUUCUUUGAAAAUAUACGCAGAGUUAAAUCAUUGGUGAUCCUGCAUGACACCAAUUUCUUGAUGAAGUAACAUGGCUAAGGAAGUGUGGAAUGAGCUGGGGUAGCUCAGACAGUAUAGUGUCUGACAACGGAAUCAGCAAGUGGGGUUCGAUUCCUGGCAGGGGCAAUGGAUGUUUCUUCUAGCCUCUGCAUCUACACCAGCUCUGAGGCCCGCCCAGCCUCCUAUCCGUGGGUACCAAGGGCCUGCUUGCAGGGGUUAAGCUUGACUGGAGUGUGAUGCUGAUCACUUACCCCAUAUAGUACUGAGGUCAAAAAUGAGUAGGAGCUAUACCUCCUGUACCUGCAAGUGCCUCCAUGGCAUAUAUUUAGAUGUGUGUCAGAUUUUGACUUUUUGUGGGACAGCAAAGAAACAACAGCUUCUUGAAGAGGACUGUUUUACAUGUUUCAAAAUGUUUGCAAAUUUCAGGGUGAUGGUAGUAUGAAAAUCCACCCGUUAAAGUGGAUGAUUUAAUUACAGAUAUAUCUGUGACAGUCUAAGAAGCUUAUAGUAGCAAGUUGUGACAAAUACAUUCCAGACAGAGUUUGAAGUUUUUGAAAUUGGUACAUAGUUCUGUAAUGAAAAUUUGAAGAACGCUGGGGUUUGUGUUCGGGAAAAGUGAAACAAUUUUUUUUUUACCAUGAUAAAUAUCACACAGAAAUUGAGUUUCACAUGGUUUAUGAAGUACUAAACCAUAUUGCUCUCAAAAUUUGACUUAGUUGAAUGGUCAUAGGUUACUGCAUGCAACAAAAUUCAUCAGUAGCCUACAUCAAAGAAUAAUAUUCUUCUUUAGUUCCAACAUUCAACUUAAUUCCUUGAGCUGUAAAAAUAUGACUACUUUGUUGUUGGUUUGUAUGCUGCCCUCUAACAUGAAGAGUUUGAACUUGUACUUAUAUGUCUAAUGACUGACAUGCUAAACAGAUGUAAGACUGUAAAAAGUGUUUUGUUUAAAGAUACAUUGAGUAUUUGUGUAAAUAUAACAAGAACAACUGACUGGCAUAUUGGCAAUAUUUAUUUACGUUUAUAUACUCUGGUAGCUCAAUCAAUAUCGUUACUGGCUGUGGACUGGAUGAUUGGGGGUUUGAUCCUAGAUGGGGGCAAAGGAUUUUUCUCGUAGCUUCUGCAUCCAGACCAGUUUUGGGGCCCACCCAGCCUCCUAUCAAUGGGUACCGGGGUUCUUUCCUGGGGGUAAAGCAGGGCCGGGGUUACGACGCUGACCACUCACCCCCCCAAUCUAGUGCUGAGGUUAAGCAUGAGUAGGAGCUAUACCCCAUCUCCCCCCGAGCGCCUACAUUGCAUACAGUGGGACAUAUUUAUUUUAUUACAUACAUAUUUAAUCUAACACUUAUAAUGAGUUCACAUUUUUACCCUUAAAUUGUUUUCAAUUGCAUUUUUGAAAAGCAGUGAAAAAGUAAAGCACACAGCAGAAGAGUUAAAUUUGUUUCAGUGGUUUCAUCUUAGCUUUUAAACUCUUUCAUAAAUGUAGUUUUACUCUAGAAUUUGUAGCACUUUUAAUUUUCCACCACUGUGUUAAAAAUUGGUGAAUGUUUCACAUCAUACGCAUUCGUCAGUUGCUUUAAAACGUAGAGAGUAUAUUCUUUCGACGUGCUUGUUUCUGAAUGUAUGUUUUUGAAAUAUGUAUUGUUUGUUUUUCACUUUGGUGUCAUUUGCAGCUGUAUCAGUGAUGUAGUGCAGCGCAUAUGGUCAGUAGGGAUAAAAUUAAUAUUAAUAGUUUCACUUCAUAUUUUACGUUCUGAGUGAUUUAGUACUGAAGAAACAGAAACAAAGAAAAGUGUAAAUAGAAAUUUGUAAGAAGUUAUUGAUACCACUUAUGAAGUUCCAAAUGCAGGUAAUUGCUUCAGAUUAUUUUUGACUAUACCAGAUCUGAUCUUCAUAGUAUGGAGAUUGAAUUCAUGUCUGAGGUAAAUUGUAGGAACAUUUGAUGGCUAUGAUGAAUGUGACCUGAUACUCCAUUGCUUGUCAUUUGUGGUCUGAUUUUAUACUCAUAGUUUUUUGUUAUGUUGAUUUAAUAAUAUUGUAAAUCGAGUUAUAAAUUGCGUUGAUAUUUA